Molecule: messenger RNA, 630 nt
Organism: Dibothriocephalus latus
Lineage: Eukaryota; Metazoa; Platyhelminthes; Cestoda; Diphyllobothriidea; Diphyllobothriidae
Source: the annotation of a GenBank genome assembly
CGUUAUGCCCGCCACGAGGUUCUGGAAAAGGAGAGCUGCGUUGCCGUUUAUGUACGCCCACCUAGGCCAGGCGCCUAUAUACUGAAGAUUUACGCCAAGGACACGCAAGACGAUGCUCCAGAAACUGCGAAGAAGAAGAAAGUGUGCGAUUACGCUCUACUGGCAAAAGUUGCCUCCAAUGCCUGCCGUCUACCCUUUCCACACACCCGGUCUACUGAAUACGGCCGAACAAAGGAGGUGAGGCGCUUCAAUAUCCGCGCUGUCUGUCGUGAGGGUACUCUUCGCGCCAUUCGAGGGACUGUGGAACUAUGCUUCGCCAGCCGAGAUUCGAACCGUCCUCUGCCACAACUGAUGGGUAAACUCAAGUCUGCGACAUCGUCAGCAGAUGCCAUGAGUAACUGCAUCGUCCCACGCUCCAUCUUAAACAACAGAGAAUUCGUCUUCUCAAUAUUCCUGCCCGAAGCUGGCGAGUAUGCUCUAAAUAUCUACGCCAAAAACCCCCAAGGAGGUUACAACACCUUCCAACGGGUGAGUGCUUCUUGGAGGUUUGCGGUGUAUGGCACUGGGGCACUUCCAGCCACAUUCCCCUACUGGGCUUCCCCAAACUUUAAAAAUUUCACAAAUGCGUAA